AUGAAAUGGCAAGUGGUUUUCAGCCACAUCAUAUCCUUCCUCUCAGCAGCCACUGCCACGAGUGAAUCGACAUUGGAUUGGCAGAAGCGCGCGGCUUCAUGCGAUCUGUACGGCAACACGUCGAAGAACCGCCAACCACCAUUCUCAAAUGGCAUCCUCAAGCUCCCUUCCAUGCGGCCGCCCCAGAAUUGUCGCACAUUUCACAGCGAAGAGGUGGAGCAGGCGAUCAACGAGACGGUGGCAGCUAUCAAGGACCCAGACUUGAAGAAGCUCUUCGAGAAUGCCUUUCCGAAUACACUAGACACCACAGUCAGUUGGCGCGGUGUUGCAGCAGACAACAAAGAUGAGGAGCUAUCCUUCAUAAUCACCGGCGACAUUCCAGCAAUGUGGCUCCGUGAUUCUGCAAAUCAACUCCAAUCCUACGCGCCUCUCCUCAAAGCCUCCAGCGACAAGAACUCUCUCGCUUCCCUCUGGCGCGGUGCCAUCAAUCUCCAAGCUCGUUACCUUCUCCAAUAUCCUUACUGUCAAGCGUUCCAACCACCACCCGAAUCCGGGCGUCCCGCAGAACGCAACUACGCCUUCGACGGCUCGUAUAAAGUGACACCACCUUACAGCGACAAGAUCGUCUUCGAAUGCAAAUGGGAACUGGACUCGCACGCUGCAUUUCUACAACUCUCAGACACAUACUUCCGGCAAACGAACGACAUUCAGUUCUUCCAAAAGUUCAACUGGAUCAAAGCCGUCUCCCUCAUCCUCGACACAGUUCAACACAUGACAGACGAUACGACCUACAACCCUGACGGCACCGUGAAGGACUCUGCAUACAUCUUCUCCUCAUUCACGAACGGUGGACUCGGCGCACCUAUAGCUUCCGGAACAGGUCUGAUAAAAUCCGCAUUCCGGCCCAGCGACGACGAAGUCAUCUACCAACUCUUCAUACCAGCCAACAUGCAAUUCUCACACUACCUCGACCGCACCUCAGAGAUCGCAUCGAAACUCGACGCCAACCUCGCGAAAAGAAUGCGCGACAAAGCUGCUUCCGUUCGAGCCGCUAUCGAAGCCCACGCCAUUGUCCCGACCAAAGAACACGGAGACGUCUACGCCUAUGAAAUCGACGGGUAUGGAGGUGUCAACCUCAUGGACGAUGCGAAUUCUCCUUCUCUCUUGUCCUCGGCAUACUUUGGAUACUCAUCCCUUUCAGACCCAGUCUAUCAAAACACUCGAGCCAGAGUCUUAUCCACAUAUAACCCAUACUGGGCUCAUGGACCCGUGCUCUCAGCCGUCGGCGGUCCACAUAACGGUCCAGCCAAUGGUUGGCCCAUGGCAGCCAUCAUGAGGAUCCUGACUUCUCAGAACGAUGACGAGAUUGCUCGGCAGUUGUAUAGUAUUUUGACUUCGACGGAUGGUUUGGGUUUGGUACAUGAGAGUGUUAAUGCUCAUAAUGAGGGGAAGUGGACGAGGAGUUGGUUUGCUUGGGCUAAUGGCUUGUUUGGACAGUGUGUUUACGAGCUUGCGAUGAAGAAGUCGAGGGUUUUGGAGAUGAGCUUUCAGGAUUGGAGAGGUGGGAGUAAGGAUGAUGUUGGGACGAGGGAUUUUACGCCGAAACAUCGGGCUGGAGGUGGGAAGGGGAAGGAGGUUUGA
Molecule: messenger RNA, 1641 nt
Organism: Pseudocercospora fijiensis CIRAD86
Lineage: Eukaryota; Fungi; Ascomycota; Dothideomycetes; Mycosphaerellales; Mycosphaerellaceae
Exons: 1
Coding region: 1-1641 (546 amino acids)
Biological process (GO): carbohydrate metabolic process
Source: RefSeq, a predicted model, not a curated record